CCUCGUCCACUCCUCCCCCGACCGUCAGAUGGUGUUGAGUUGUGGUGCAGGGAAGGUGUGUGUCACACGCGUCUCUCGUCCGUCCACCGCUCCCUUUUAUUUUUUUUUCCCCUCCUUCGGGAGAACAGCAACUUCUCUUCCUCGGGCGGCCAUUGCCGAAUCCGCGCGGAGGGGGGAAAAAGAAAAAGGAGUUUCAGUUUCGUGAAAUAUCCAGGAACCACCCGAAUGUGAAUCAGGAAGCGGUAUACAGACACACAUAUAUACACACGUUACACCACGCCGUCGUCGCUGCGGAAAAGCGACAAACGGAGAGAGAGAGAGAGAGAGAGGGAGAGGAGAGUGAGCGACCCUCGAAGAAUAGAGAAGAAGAAGUUUUGUGAAAGUUUUGCUUUAAUCGUCGUUCCGCGGCGCUGUAGUAGUAGGAAACUUCACACGAAGUGGGUGAAAUAUAUUUUGGCAGAAGUGUGUUUAUUUAUUACUUAAAUAAAAGACGAUGUGAAACGCGGGGUUUUAAAAUCGUUCUGGGAAGUAAAAUAAAUUAAAAAAGUGUCUUCGAUGAGUGAACGCCGCCGCCAUCACCAACUAUGUUGAAGAAUCCUCCGGGUUGAGCUUUUUUGAAAAUAAGAUUUAAAAAAAAAACUCAUUUAUUUGGUGAAUCGUUCGUCGUGUGUGUCUAAAGUGCGUGUACGCGCAUGCAUGCGUGUGUCUACUUUAAGUGUAUGUGUGUGUUUGUGAGUUUAUGAAAGCCUGUACGCCUCAUUUAAAAUAAAAAGUAAAAAAAAAAAAAUAAAUUUAAAACCCCCACAGGAGGAAAUAUGUGUGGUACGAAUGACCUGCUGCAGGUGGAUUUGUGUUACUGCGAAGGGCCAAGGCGGCGAGAUGAUGAUGAUCAAAAGCAGCUGGGGGACACUUGCUCCUGUAGUAGUAGUAACACCGUCAGCAGCAGGAACCGUAAAAGUAGCAGCAGUAACAGUACCAACAGCGGUAACAGUAGCAGUGUGGAGAAGGUUUGGAAGGAGACUCAGCAGCUGAUGGAAGACAGAGAGCAGCUGGUGAGGAUUAUGACCCAUGUCUGCUCACAGCAGUUCUCCGGCGGCGCCUACAGGACUCUCGCCAGGUACUCCCAAGGUGUGCGGAUGGGUACAUGGGCCAGCGGUGCGAGUUCAAAGACUUGGACGGGUCCUACAUCCCAGCUCGAGAGAAGGUCCUGUUGGAAACCGCUUCCAUCGCGGGCGGGGCCACCGUAGCCUGCGUUCUGGUGUUCAUCGUCCUUUUUGCCGUCUACAUCUUCAUGCAGAAAGACAAGGACAAACGAUGCAGGGAUCUUGAUGAUGGACGGAACAGUGACCGGCAGCCGUUUUCGGGGUACCAGAAUCCCAAGCCAGAGGUGUUCAGAACUAUAAGCAACCCGUAUGCUCGCACUCUUGAUGAGCUAAGCCAUGUUGAAGUGGAGUCAGCUGGGCACGGCAUCAACACGGUCAACACGGGCACGGCAGGAAGAAUUGGCAGUGGAAGUUCAGCGGGCGGAGGUGGAGGAGGAGGUGGAGGAUCAGGAGGGGGAGGGGUGGUAGGAGGAAAUCCGGUCUACUCAAAUCUCCAUCACAAUGGAAAACAGCAGACAACAUUAGCAGGAGCAGCAGCGUCUUCACCAACGGCUUUGUAGUUGAUGAUGGAGACUUUGGAAAAAGCAACUCAGGAGUCCAUCAGAAGAACUCUGGGGGAACACAGUGAUGUCGCCAUCAACAUUGCAAGUGUAGUACAGUAGUACAACGCUGCUGCUGCUGCUGAUGCUGCUUUCAUGACCGAGCCUUUUCCUUCUUGCAGUAUUGGCAAAACCUACACCAACCGUUGUUACUCAGACGACUGUUUGAUCCUUGCUGGUGCAAGGUUUUCUUUUUUAUGAUAUAUUUCCUCCUCAUCUUCCCCCUCCUGCAGCCAGCCCCUCACUCUUUCCCCUGGUGCUCAUUAAGUACUGUACUCGGCCAGCAUGGAUGUCUCACUUUUUGUAAAGCCUAUGAUUGAUGGUUGAGUGAUUGGAUAGCUUCAUGGGUCACCUUUUUCUUCAGACUUCUAUCGAGAUAGUAAAUUCAGUGAGAUGGUUUAUAGAGCUGGUAGACACUUGAAAAAAAAAAAGAAAAAAAAAAAAAAAAACGUCAUUUGGACUGAAGAAGACGGAACAAUACUGAGAGAAAUGGUCUACUAUGGCUGCCAGACAUUAUAUACAUUUGUAUAACUAUAUCUUAUUUGAUAUGACACUUGAAUGUUAUAACUGUCUUUUAGAUUCACAGAGUAAUAUAUAUACAUAAUAUAGUGUUUUAGUGGUCUUCUGCCUUGUGUACAUAGAAGUAACCAUCAUGAUAAUUGUCUUGAAAAGGUGCCUCUUAUUUGCGCAGUUGCCUUCCAUAACUAGGCUCGAAAGGUCCACAUCAGAUGAUUAUCGUCUUUUUAAGAUGAUGAUGAUGAUAUAAUGUAUUUUGUCUCAAUGUGCCCAAUAGGUUUAUUCAUGAUAAUAAUAUUAGCCUUCUGAGAGACUGCAUUCUACUUAACACAAAAAGUUAGAUGUGAGUAUCUUGGCAUUGUCCCAGCCGUCCACGUGGUACUUAAUCAUAAUAAUUAUUAUAAUAAUAAUAAUAAUAAUAAUAACAAUAAUGUUAAAAAAAGUCUUUGUAGAUUUGACUUUCUGUGUAGAUUCCAAAGAGUAAUCAUAUUUUUAUUCAAUCAUUCAUUCAUCGUAUGUGUAGCUUCUUCGUGUUUGUAUCCUUGUGAUGAUAUGCGCAGUUUAUUUUUCAUUCUUUCGUAUAGAUAUAACUUGUAUAUUAAUAUUAGUCAUAGUGAUCAUGGUACCCAAUCAUUAUCUUUGGUUUAUGCUGUGCUUAGAUAAUGCAUUUCUGUACAUUCCCAGCUUCGACGAUUGCCCCUUGUUUAUAGAGGGUGUGGCAGGCUACCUACCUGCCGCCGAUUCCAGACAAUUCCAUUAGUUCAGUCAGAUUAUCCAGAACACACAUAAAAAAAGAAAACUGAAAAAAAAUGAUCACACGUUAGGUCUGUCUUCAUAGUUUUUUGUUUCGUAAAGGAAUCCACGAGAAUUUUUUCCCCUUUGUUGACUAGAAGAAAUGAAAAGGACACUUGUAGUCAUACAUUUAGUAACUUUUAGGAUUGUGUGGUGGAAUGUUCAAAUCUUCUGACUCUGAUAACUGUGUUCUGAGGUCACGUACAGAGGACUAGGUUGCACCACAGAUACUAUUCCUGUCAAUAUGUGUCGUCAGUUUUCCUCUUGACCACCGUUAAUUUGCAUAACAUUUUUUUUAAUGAGUUUGUUAUGACUACAGUAAAUUCUUAACACAAGACUGCUUUUUACUCCGUUGAUUAGAUAUAUACUCUUAAGUUGAUCAUCCCUAACUUGUCGAGACUGCAAUAUUGCGGGUCACUUGCCUCGCAAGCAGUUUUGACAUUGUUAUUUUAUCAUUGUCUUCAGCACUGCCAGCCUGCAAGCAUGAUAGAGAAUAUUGCUUUAGCACUAAAGUUAUAUUAUCCAGUUUCUGGUUAGGAAAUGUUUGUAAAUAUUGUAAAGAACCUAAGUUAAAUUCCAGCGCAAGAGUGUUUGAGAAGACCCCUCUCAAUUGCAGGAAAUUUUGGCAAGGCUCAGAGGCUGCAAUGCUCUGCAAUGGAUGGUUCAUCUCCAGUUGCCAUGCACACAAGUUUGCAAACUUUUCCCUUUUAUUGAUGUUCAUCAUAAAAGGUGGUGAGUGUGUGACUGGAGGAGCAUUGCUGUCUCUCCCUCCAGAUAGGAGAGAUGGACCUUCUUUUGACAUUCUUGGCUGGAGUUGGAAUAGCAUUAGCUUGUAACAUUUGUAAAUAUAUCUAGCAAAUUAUUAGCGUACUGCUGAUCAGCUUUGUGUAAGAUUGUCUGCUUUAUUUGUCAUUCUUUUUGAUUAUUAUCUUGCUAUAGAGUUGAUUACUAUCUGUAAACAUCCAAUUAUACUAAGAAGCAGCAGUUUCUUGCCUGAAUACGAGUCUCUCUCAGCACUGCUGCAGUCAUAUACCUCGCAAGUUGUUUCAGGACUGAAGGCUGCUUUCUUUUCACGUUCACUUUGUAACUCAUCUGAGAGGAAGGCUGAUGUUCCUUCUCCCCCCACGUAGAGAAAUUGAUUUUGGCAGUGCAAAGUCAAUUUGAGGAAAUGACAACUCAUCAUUUGUAGAGGCUGAAUCAAUCCCCUUCACACUUGGAACAAUUUAAUUUGCAACAGUGCUUGAGGCGACUCGCAUUCUGAAGGUUUGGUUGACUUGUGUCAGAGUCCUCCUGCAGACUGCAGAACCACGCCUUCUGACCACCUGUCGGUCGGUCGCUCGCUGUAGUCCAUGAUGUUAGACAAGGCACUUGGCUUGUAAAGGUUCCUAUGAUGGUAUUUUGUGCGCGUUUUAUGUUUUCUGGAGUCUCUGGCAGUUUGAGCUCUGCAUACAAAGGUCAUCAUAUUUAUUAGGUCAAUUGUUUAGUACUAGGAAAUGGGUUCUCGUCUCUCCAGUGACCUACCUAUGUGCUUUUUUAUUUUUUGUUGCCUUUGUGUCAUGUGUUGAUGGCUUCCAUAUUAAUGAACCUUGUGUAUUUGGCUUGAUUGUCAUCCAUAUACUGUCGGUUAUUGUGUACGCUGCUACGGGUGAUAGGAUUUUCUGCUUUCCUGUGGAACCAUGCCUUACCAAAUAGUCAGGACCCAUCAUUUUGCACCCCUGCAUAAGUAGCUAUUCCAAGUAGCAAAGCCGUGGAUGUUAGUUGCAAUUAGCAAGACGUAGUAGUUGUAGAUGAAAUAGCGAGAAGAUUGUGUCAUGAUCUAGUAUUAAUAUCUUUGCCUAAGCCACAGUCAGGUACUUGGGAAGGAAGGAAGGAAGUAAGGAAAGGGAUGGCUCCUUGGGGCUCGUUUGGCGUGUGUGUGUGUAGCCUCACUACCUCUGGUAUGCCUUUGCUAGUCUCACUUAUCACUAUCACAAGCUUUAACAUCAUCGUCAUCACCACUGAUUGUUGCAGGGGUGGGGUUCCAUCCAUCCAUUUUGCUAUGACGUGAUUCUUAGUUGUGAUGCUUUUAUCGUUCAUAGCUAGAGAAAAAGGGAGAAUUUUACGUAAUUAUCAUCCCACGGAGAGUUGAAGUCUUGAAGUCUCAUAUCCCUUACUAAAUCAUUUUAUGCCCUGAUACUUGAUGUUUGGAGGAUCAUCUUCUUAUCCAGUCAACAGAAAUUUUACCACGUUUCACAGAUUCCAAAACCAUAGAUUGUAAAUGGUUGGUUAAAUGUUGUUGGAGUGUACAGGUGGUGGAUAUACUCAACUACCUGUAUACUACCUUUUGGAAUUAUGUAUUGGGACUUUCCUGCAUGUUCUCCCACAGUAGGUAAUUACUGUUUGAAACAAUCUGUGCAAGCAAUUUUUCCCCGUCUUUUAUUUUGUGGACUUCUGGCAGCGUCCUUAUUACAAAAAAGAAAAAAAUUGCAAGUUUGACGUUCAUAGAACGGAUAUUUUGUCAUUUUCUCUUCUACAUACAAUUUGAAUUAGGUUGGAUGCUGUUGCGAGUGUUUAUUCUAGUUUGGUCUGUUGACAAAGUUAGUGAUGGCUCAAGUGUGCAUUCGAGAAUUAAACAUUAGCACUUGAGAAUUAGACUACUACUCAUUUUAUAGAAUAAUGGAAGAGGGGAAAUUUCCUGUUAACGUACACUGAAUUAGUAACGUUAGGUAAGUGAAAAAUGGCCUUAGAUGAACACCCUAGUGUCUUACAGAUGACCUUAAAAUUUUCUCCUUGUUUUGACCAUGGUAUAUGGAAGCCCGAGCUGGAGCAUAUAAAAUAAAAAAAAAAAAACUCAGAUUCCACUUGGUUGGAGCUUGAUAAAUCAAAGGGACUUUGGAAUGGAUGAUAGCAGCUGAUUGUCUGUACAGGAAGAUAAAAUAUUGUUAUCCAGUGUAUUUUAUUUUAUCAAGUUACUGUCAAUAGAAGAAAUAAAGAAUUUGUUAUAAAGUA
Messenger RNA from Macrobrachium nipponense, 5998 nucleotides. RefSeq lists its product as uncharacterized. Gene Ontology annotation, biological process: epidermal growth factor receptor signaling pathway. Gene Ontology annotation, molecular function: receptor ligand activity; epidermal growth factor receptor binding. Lineage: Eukaryota; Metazoa; Arthropoda; Malacostraca; Decapoda; Palaemonidae. The record is from RefSeq and is a predicted model, not a curated record.